CUCGGUUGCCUGAAAGUCAAUCUCCGUUAAACAAAGAAGCAUCAUAGUCCUCUCUCUCCCGGUAUGCUGUGAUUGGCUGCCGGCCCUCCCAAUCAGGCUGCCGCUGAUUGGACGGCUCCUCUCCUCCUGCCGGCCGCAGACACACCGAGCAGACGAGGGAACGGCACGUUGCGGAGCGGACGUUUUCCCGCUGCUGGGGCAAGUUGGAGCAACGGGACACGGAGAACAGCGCCGAUGCUGUCACGGAGAGCAUUUGUGCGAGCUGCCAUGAGACACAGUGAGGCCGUGGAUGUGAUAAGAGAUCCCUGCACUGCUGCUUUUCAAUCACAGCCCCGACACUAGACAGAAGAGAAGUCCAUUAUCUACGAUUAAUGUCAGCCGUGUUGCGGACGCAGCCUCAAGCUGCACCGCCAGAUCUGAGUCAACCCAUGGAGGCAUGGCCUCAACGUUUCCAUCGCUGCUGCCACUGACUCCAGCCCAGUGAACAGCGAUGCCUUCUAAGGUCUCCUGCUUAUACUUGCUGACAGUGGUUUGCUGGGCCAGCGCUCUGUGGUACCUGAGUGUGUCCCGCCCCUCCACUUCCUACGUCGGACAGCUGGCUAUCCCUAUACGGCCCAAGGCGGUCAAGAACACCACUUUUACAAACAUCCGCACACGCUCGCUCAACCCGCACGACUUCGACUACCUCAUUAACGAGGACAAGAAGUGCGAGUCGGAGCCGCCAUUUCUUGUCAUCCUGAUCAGCACCACCCACAAGGAGUUUGACGCCCGUCAGGCCAUCAGGGAGACAUGGGGUGACGAAAGCUCGCUCCCCGAAAUGCGAGUGGUCACGCUCUUCUUGUUGGGCCGCAGCACUGAUGGUGUCCUCAACCAGAUGGUGGAGCAGGAGAGUCAGAUCUUCCAUGACAUUGUGGUGGAGGAUUUUAUUGACUCCUAUCAUAAUCUGACGUUAAAGACUCUGAUGGGCAUGCGCUGGGUGGCCACCUUUUGCUCCAAGGCUCAAUAUGUCCUCAAGACGGACAGCGACAUCUUUGUCAACAUGGAGAACCUCGUCUUCAACCUCCUGAAGCCCACCACCAAGCCCAGGAGGAGGUACUUCACCGGCUACGUCAUCAACGGCGGGCCGAUCAGAGACAUGCGCAGCAAGUGGUACAUGCCCCGGGAUCUGUACCCGGACAGCAAGUACCCUCCCUUCUGCUCCGGCACCGGAUACGUGUUUUCCGCUGACGUGGCCGAGCUCAUAUACCAAACCUCUUUACACACCAGGCUGCUGCACCUGGAGGACGUGUACGUAGGCGUGUGCCUCCGUAAGCUGGGCAUCCACCCCUUCCAGAACAGCGGCUUCAACCACUGGAAGAUGGCCUACAGCCUCUGCCGCUACCGCCGGGUGGUCACCGUCCACCAGAUCUCCCCCGAGGAGAUGCACCGCAUCUGGAACGACAUGACGAGCAAGAAACAUCUGAAGUGUUAGCAGGACUGUGGGAGAGCCAGGGAGGAAAUGAAUGUUCCCUUAUCACCUGCUCCUCCACUCUGACAGAUACUGCAACAUGUAGCACCGCGCUGCAGGAGUAUUGAUGGAGCGUCCAGGGGGCUUUGUCCGGGGGCUGAUUGCUUUGGGAGGAGUUUUUACACUGCAAAGCCACUCUUCCUACAAAAGAGGCACAAAGUUUCUCAAAAAAAGUGCAAAAUGUCUAGGUGGUUAGUUGUCAUUGCCAGCAGCUCCACAAUGUUUAUGGGAGAGUCUAAGACAGGAAGCUUAUGGGCUUGUGUGGAACUUCUCAUUUACACAAACUUUCCCAAUUACAUAAAUGCCAACUUUGACAUUCUGCUGUUGUGUUGAGGCUCUGAUUAUGAAUGUUCUCAUGUAUUUCUAGUGGUUGUGCUUUCUGAACAAGGUGUUAAUGUUGGAUGUACUGUCGGCACUGCAGCAGCUGCCGUCAUCGUGAGGACCGUGGUGAGUUUACAGUGGUAUUAAAAAAGCCGAAACACGUGGCUCUGAGAAAGCAGUGCUCAUGUAAUAUUCCUUUCAGAAUCAGACAUAUUUUCUUACAGAAGAUCCACACGUCUUUGUGGAAAGGUUUCCGGACAGCGUGAAGAAGCUUGGCUGCUUGCAUUCCCCAGGUGAAUGUCUGUUGAUGUGUAAUGUGCAGUUAUUUGUCACAAACAGUGCUGAGCAGGGCUGCAGACUAUUCUAUUUUCUAUUACUUGAACAUGAAGAUGUACUGUUAGAGCGGGGA
Eleginops maclovinus (Patagonian blennie) is the source of this 2237-nucleotide messenger RNA. Its product is annotated as beta-1,3-galactosyltransferase 1-like. The transcript has 2 exons. Gene Ontology annotation, molecular function: N-acetyl-beta-D-glucosaminide beta-(1,3)-galactosyltransferase activity. The record is from RefSeq and is a predicted model, not a curated record. Gene Ontology annotation, cellular component: Golgi membrane. Lineage: Eukaryota; Metazoa; Chordata; Actinopteri; Perciformes; Eleginopidae. The coding region runs from base 491 to 1471 and encodes 326 amino acids.